AGUUAACAACUGAUAUAAGCAUAAAAACGUAUAUUGUGUAUAUUAAUAAACAAUUGGAAAUACAUUCUCAAAAGACGCAACCUCUUAGCUGUGCGGAAAUAAUCCCAAACUCAGUUUAAAGGAGACCUUUGCUUUGUGACCCCAAUUUUACCGACCUGUUCUUAUAUUCAAAAUGUCCACAAGACCCCGACGCGCUGCAGCCACAAAAAAGGUGGUAAUUGAGCACUCCGACUCGGAUGAGGAGCUGAAUCUUUCGGAUAACGAUGAUUACAGGCCGCCGGAGACUGAAAACCGCAGGAUUGAUCGCGCUGCAAAUGCCCAGGCAGGCGGCACCAAGCGCCAGCGAUGGCCCACAUCCAAGAGUGCAUCUGCUGAGGCAGCGGCUCCCAAGAAGAAUCGGGCAAGAAAGGAAAAAGAAGACGAAAAUGCUUGUCCUAAUGAGAAGAAUAUCGAUCUUGAUGUCCAGGACACACACUCAUCUACAACCAAACGAAAAGGUCCUGCAGCUAGCUCCUCCACAGAAAGGAGUUCCGAAGCUCCAGCUCCCAAGAGAAAGCGUGCCAGAAAGGAAAAGGAAGCCGAACAUGAUUGUCCCAAUGAGAGUAAUCCUGACCAGGAGGACGUGGUAGAACCAUCAACUAUGACCCAACCAGAUGGUCCUGUAGCCAGCUCCACCACUGGACGGAGUUCCUUCUGGGAGCGCCGCAAGGUGUGGAACAUCCAUGAGCUUCUUGCCGAAACGGAGAACAUACAGCCGCAGGCAGCGAGGAAUAUUGUGCAGCUCUUUGAGAACGAAAACACCAUUCCUUUUAUCUGUCGCUACCGUCGAGAUCUGGUGGAUCACAUAGCUCCAGAUCGACUGAGAGACAUUCGCAACACAUAUACAGAGAUUGUGGAUCUGCGCAAGAAGGCCGAGAAUAUCGUCAGUCAGUUGGAGCGUGACAACGUCCUAAAUACGGAAAUCCGUGAGGAGCUGAUGUGCGCCAAGACCAACGAGGAACUGGAGUUUCUAUACGCCCCUUACAAGCCAGCCAGUAAGGGCACUUUGGCGGAACGCGCCAAAGCGUUGGGCCUGGGAGAAUACGCCGACCGUUUGCUCUAUGGCUCUGUCCCAAAAGUGAAUCUCAAAGAAAUUGUGGACCCCGGUAACGUGGACUUGGCCACGGAAGCGUUGGUGAUGAGUGGAAUCUGCAACAUUAUUAUACACAACAUUAGCAAGAACACAAAUGUGUUGGAGGAAAUUCGGAGACUACAAAAUGUGCAUCGGGUAUUCCUCAAGUGCAGCAAGACCAAGGUGGCCAAGACAUCGUCCAAAGCUAGUUCGAGUAAAGCAUCUAGCGGCAUCGCAGACAAAAAAUUGGACAGCUCAAAGUUUGAGAACUACUUUAACUUUCAGGGUGAUAUUAAAGCAAUAAAACCCCAUCAAAUGUUGGCCAUCAAUCGUGGAGAGAAGCAUAAGUUCCUUUCCGUCAAAUUAGACACCAGCGACUAUCUUAAACGAGAUCUGAUGCGCUUCAUAUCAGAUCAGUACAUGAACGAAGGCCUGCAGUAUCCCCUAAGAAGGGAGGUGUUUACAAAAUCGCUAGAUGAAUGCUACUCAAAAAAGUUGCAGCCAUUGAUGUGCAGGCAGAUUCGCGCCGAUCUGAAGGAAAAGGCCCAAAAGGCAGCCAUUGAUGUGUUUGCAAAGAACCUAAAGCAACUGUUGUUGAUGUCUCCACUCAAAGGAGAGCGCAUUUUAGGCAUAGAUCCUGGGUACACCAAUGGCUGCAAACUGGCAAUUAUUUCCGAGACGGCCGAUGUGCUGGACACGGGUGUUAUUUACCCUCAUGGGGCCAGGUCUAAUAAGCGUGGAGCCGAAGAAAAAUUGGUUCAGAUUCUUUCAGAUCACAACUGCCAAAUUAUUGCCCUGGGCAAUGGAACUGCCUGUCGUGAAACUGAGCAUUGGCUAACCGAUAUGUUUCACUCCGGCAUCCUGGACAGCAGAAGUAUUCGCUACAGCAUUGUUAACGAAAACGGGGCUUCUGUUUACUCUUGCAGCGAUGUGGCCUCCAAGGAAUUUCCCAAUAUGGAUACUAACGAAAGGAGUGCAGUAUCCAUUGCGCGUCGUUUGAACGAUCCGCUGAGUGAGUAUGUGAAGAUAGAGCCCAGACACCUGGGUGUUGGCAUGUAUCAGCACGAUGUUUCCGAGAAAAUUCUGACAGAAUCGCUGAAGGACGUUGUGUCUGAAUGUGUCAGCUAUGUGGGCGUGGACCUCAACACAGCCAGCUUAAGUGUGCUCAAGCACAUUGCUGGUCUGUCGGAGAAGAAGGCCGAAAAAAUCAUUGAGUACCGGACGCAGAAGGGGCCUUUUCAGUGUCGCAAGGAUCUACUCUCGGUGCGAACUAUAGGUGAGAAAUCCUUUGUACAGUGCGCUGGCUUUGUGCGCAUCGAACCAUUAAGCGUAGGAGGACGACUGCAGAAUCCCCUAGACUGUACUUGGGUGCAUCCGGAGAGCUAUAAGGUGGCGGAAAGUAUCGUGGGGGAAUGUAAUUUGAAGCUGUCAGAUGUAGGCAAGGCUGCCUUUAUAGCAAGCAUCAAGAAGUUUGCAGAGUCCCGAUCGAAUCUCGAUCGCAUAGCCAAGCAGCACAAGAUCCCAAUGGAGCGGUUGGAAUUUCUACUGGUUGCCCUACAGCGCGAAUUGCUUCAAGAUUAUCGAGCUGAUCUAGACAAGCGGCCUCUCUUCAAACAGGGCCUAACACGGCUGGAUGAUCUGAGCAUAGGAGAUGUAGUCACAGGUGCUGUGACCAACGUAACCCAGUUUGGUGCUUUUGUGGACGUGGGAGUGGAGCGGGAUGGCCUUAUACACAACAGUCACAUGAAAAACAGCGAGCUGAGCAUCGGCGAUCGCAUAGUGGCAUCGGUGGUAAAGGUGGAUCUGCAGCGACGCCUGCUAAGUUUGCGUUUGGAGAAUAUGCUGAUGGAGACGGACACUUCGUUCACUUUCAAGACGGAGGAUUAAAGUCAAACGGCACGGGUUUAAUGCUUUCGGAAGUAUUUAAUGAUUCAUAUCGUAAUUGUUUGGUUGCUCACAUGAGCAUUCAUAUAUAUACUAUAUAUUGUUCAUAUAUGUAUAUGUGUAUAUGCUUUUAAAACUAAGUGAUGCCCUCGUAAGCCAGUUAAAAUGUUUGACUAAAUAAAUAUACAAUAUGCAUACAUUUAGGCGCUUGGUUUGCAGGCAAGUUGCUUUCACUUUUUAGUUAGUUUGUUUGCUCGAAUUUAUUGCCGUUUCAGUAGAAUUUUAAAAAUUAUUAUAAACAAUGUUAUAUAAUCUGCAUUUACAUAAUUACACAAUAAAAUAAUGAU
This is a messenger RNA of Drosophila suzukii, 3342 nucleotides long. RefSeq lists its product as uncharacterized. Gene Ontology annotation, molecular function: structural constituent of ribosome; mRNA binding. Lineage: Eukaryota; Metazoa; Arthropoda; Insecta; Diptera; Drosophilidae. Gene Ontology annotation, biological process: translation; nucleobase-containing compound metabolic process. The record is from RefSeq and is a predicted model, not a curated record.